This is a messenger RNA of Verruconis gallopava, 1851 nucleotides long. RefSeq names its product citrate (Si)-synthase, eukaryotic. The transcript is spliced from 5 exons. Gene Ontology annotation, molecular function: 2-methylcitrate synthase activity. The record is from RefSeq and is a predicted model, not a curated record. Gene Ontology annotation, biological process: tricarboxylic acid cycle; carbohydrate metabolic process. Gene Ontology annotation, cellular component: mitochondrial matrix. Bases 280 to 1716 code for a protein of 478 amino acids. NCBI's taxonomy places the organism in Eukaryota, Fungi, Ascomycota, Dothideomycetes, Venturiales, Sympoventuriaceae.
GGACUGCAUGGCUAUGCUUUGCCGCAACAAACCGACCUCGGCCAGACGCCAGGGUUUGCAAACCGAGCAUCAAACGGAGGAACCAAUGCCAUGACAGAGCUGGGCUGCAGGUCCGGUUACUAGCCGUCAAACUUUCUUGCUCAACUGCUGAAGCUUCUUUUUUUUCUUCACAUUUCACCUUCCACACCUUGUCCAGGCUUCGACUGAGUUUGAACGCAGCCGUCGAGCAGAGAGCACCGAGAUACCCCCCCGCUCCCGCCCCGCACCAAGACGUAAACAAUGGCUUUGAGCGCGAGAACCGCAUCGAGGGCCUUCCAGGCCGUCAGGCCAACCGCAGUAAGGCCAAUUGCUUCCUCCCAGAUAUGCCAAGCCAAGAGAGGCUAUGCCUCAUCAAACGAGGAAGAUCUGAAGUCGGUGAUGAAGCGAGUCAUCCCGGCCAAGCGUGAGCUCCUUAAGAAAGUCAAGGCUGUUGGCGAUAAGAAGAUUGGCGAUGUCAAGGUCGAGAACACUCUCGGUGGCAUGAGAGGCUUGACUGCCAUGGUUUGGGAAGGCUCGGUCCUCGAUGCUAACGAAGGUAUCCGAUUCCACGGCCGCACAAUCAAGGACUGCCAGAAGGAGCUGCCAAAGGGAACCUCUGGUACCGAAAUGCUUCCAGAAGCCAUGUUCUGGUUGUUGCUCACUGGAGAGGUCCCGACCACUUCACAGGUCCGCGUUCUCUCUCGUGAACUUGCUGAGAAGGCCCAGCUCCCAGAAUUUGUGAACACUCUUCUCGACAACUUCCCCAAGGACUUGCAUCCAAUGACCCAAUUCGCAUGUGCCGUUUCCGCACUCAACUACACCUCGGUUUUCGCCAAGGCGUACGAGAAGGGCCUCAGCAAGGCCGACUACUGGGAGCCAACCUAUGAGGACUGCAUCAGCUUGCUUGCUAAGCUGCCCACCAUCGCUGCUAAAAUCUACCAGAAUGCGUACCGCGGUGGUGGACCUCUCCCAGCUGAAGUUGACCUGAACCAGGAUUGGUCGUACAACUUCGCUGCGAUGCUCGGCAAGGGCGGCGAAGAGAACGUGGAGUUCCAGGACUUGCUUCGUCUUUAUCUCGCUCUCCAUGGUGACCACGAGGGAGGCAACGUCUCCGCACACACGACCCACUUGGUCGGUUCCGCGUUGUCGGAUCCAUUCUUGUCUUACUCUGCAGGUCUGCAAGGUUUGGCUGGUCCUUUGCACGGUCUGGCAGCUCAGGAAGUGCUCCGCUGGAUUCUACAGAUGAAGGAGGCUGUCCCAGAGAACCCAACUGCAAAGGAUGUCACCGACUACCUAUGGAGCACACUCAAGAGCGGCCGUGUCAUUCCAGGUUACGGUCACGGCGUACUCAGGAAGCCCGAUCCUCGCUUUGAGGCUUUGAUGGACUUCGCGGCUGCUCGUCCACAUAUCCUCAAAGACCCUGUCUUCCAACUCGUCAAGCUCAACUCUGAGGUAGCUCCAGGUGUCCUUAAAGAGCACGGCAAGACCAAGAAUCCAUACCCCAACGUGGACUCCAGCUCUGGCGUCCUGUUCCACUACUACGGUUUCAAGGAGACGCUCUACUACACCGCCACCUUCGGUGUGUCUCGUGGUUUGGGACCUCUUGCCCAGCUUAUCUGGGACCGUGCUCUUGGUCUGCCAAUCGAGCGCCCCAAGUCGAUCAAUAUGCAAGGUCUGUUGGACAAGGUUGGCGCAUAAAUGUAACACUAUCAAUUGCGUCCAUUUGUUCUGCGGAAUCUGGUUCAGUUGUGCCCAUGUGUUUAGCCUAUCCCAGGUUGUAUAUAGACUUGGUAAAAGAGAAAUUGCGAAAAACUUCAAUUUUGCUGUCUAGUA